This is a messenger RNA of Aspergillus fijiensis CBS 313.89, 696 nucleotides long. Its product is annotated as glycoside hydrolase family 11 protein. The transcript has 2 exons. NCBI's taxonomy places the organism in Eukaryota, Fungi, Ascomycota, Eurotiomycetes, Eurotiales, Aspergillaceae. Gene Ontology annotation, biological process: xylan catabolic process. Gene Ontology annotation, molecular function: hydrolase activity, hydrolyzing O-glycosyl compounds. The record is from RefSeq and is a predicted model, not a curated record. The coding region runs from base 1 to 696 and encodes 231 amino acids.
AUGGCUCGCCUAUCUCAGUUCCUUCUGGCCUGCGCUCUUGCAGUCAAAGCCUUCGCUGCCCCCGCCGCCGAGCCCGUCGAGGAACGGGGCCCUAACUUCUUUUCUGCCCUUGCUGGGCGCUCGACUGGCAGCUCCACUGGCUACUCGAACGGCUAUUACUAUAGCUUCUGGACCGAUGGCGCAAGCGGCGAUGUUGAAUACAGCAACGGCGCCGGGGGGUCCUACAGCGUGACCUGGUCAUCGGCCUCGAACUUCGUCGGUGGAAAGGGCUGGAACCCUGGAAGUGCUCAUGACAUUACGUACUCCGGCUCCUGGACCAGCACAGGAAAUAGCAACAGCUACCUCUCCGUCUACGGCUGGACCACCGGUCCUCUCGUCGAGUACUACAUCCUGGAGGACUACGGGGAGUACAACCCCGGCUCAGCUGGCACUUACAAAGGCUCGGUCUACUCCGACGGAUCGACAUACAAUAUCUACACGGCGACCCGCACCAACGCCCCCUCCAUCCAGGGCACGGCCACUUUCACGCAGUACUGGUCCAUUCGCCAGACAAAGCGCGUCGGCGGUACCGUGACGACUGCCAACCAUUUCAAUGCCUGGGCGAAGCUGGGAAUGAAUCUGGGCACGCACAACUAUCAGAUCGUCGCUACUGAAGGCUACUACUCGUCUGGGUCUGCGUCCAUUACGGUUGCCUGA